AUGGCCCGCUACGACUAUGAUGACUACUACGAUUCCGACGAUAGCACGUUGGUAAAUUCACCACCACACAACUAUCGCAGAAGGCGACCGCGAGAUCGCUCGGUUUCUGAAGACUCGUAUGCCCGACGACCGCGCUAUGGCAGAGCGACAUCCUCACACAAUUCCCAACAAUCGCAGCCAGGCGAGAAAGAGUCGUCCACGGCAGCAAAGUUUGGCAAAGUUGCGCUGGGCGUAGUGUUUGUGACUGUCGUCGCGAACGCUUUCAAUUCGUGGAUGAAGAAGAAAGAAGAUGAGAGGGAGAAAGAGCGUGUGCGAGAGAAGCGGAGACAGUUCGAAAAGGCCAAGGCCAGGAGGCGCCGCGAGGAAUAUCGCAGGGAGCGGUCGAGACAGGAACGUAUGCGACGCGAGGAGGAAGAAUAUGAGGUUUCUGAGGUGUCUGAGAGAUUGAGGAUUGGACAUGUUGCGGCGGAAGAAAGAGAGAGAAGCCGCAGUCGACAGCCGAGAAGACUGGAGGCACCGCCUGAGCAAGACGAGGAUGAGGAAGACGAAUUCAACGAACGCAGGAGACAGAAUCGAUCAAGAAGUCGGCCUGCCGUGGACGUCACCUGA
Molecule: messenger RNA, 609 nt
Organism: Zasmidium cellare ATCC 36951
Lineage: Eukaryota; Fungi; Ascomycota; Dothideomycetes; Mycosphaerellales; Mycosphaerellaceae
Exons: 1
Coding region: 1-609 (202 amino acids)
Source: RefSeq, a predicted model, not a curated record